AUGAAUUAUUUUUAUUUAUGGAUAGAUUACAAAUCACAACAAAAACUUCAUAAAUCGUCAAAUCGUGUAUUAUUAAAAAAUGUCGUUUCUAUAAAAGCUGUUCGAAAUAAAUUUAGUUUGUACACGAAAUGUAAUUUUGAAGAAGAAUAUGCAGAGCUUGAUUUUUUAAAGAAAAGUAUUAGGAAAGUAUCCAGAGUAGCUAAACCUCAACCAUUGAAAGGACCUUGUGGCAUUCCUGUUGAGAAAAGAAACGACAUUCUCAACAAUUUGACACAAGUUAUUCCACAAAAUAGGAAAACGUUUUGGGAAAAUAUUCCAAUUCAUAAUUAUUAA
Messenger RNA from Macrosiphum euphorbiae (potato aphid), 333 nucleotides. The record is from the annotation of a GenBank genome assembly. NCBI's taxonomy places the organism in Eukaryota, Metazoa, Arthropoda, Insecta, Hemiptera, Aphididae.